CACACCCACACCCACACCCACACCCUCUCUGGAAGCAGAGAGAAGAAAGCAACUGUCUCUUUUUGCGCAAAACUAAAAGCCAGUUUACUUCACGAGCACCUUCUCUCUCUCUCUCUCUCUCUCUCCCCACCUAUACGUUCACGUAUAAAGUAUAUAUAAACCCUUAACUGAUAUCGCUGUUUUCAAGAUAUAUAUGCAAUAAAGUGACGCAAUAAGAUUAUGGAAAGCCGAAAAUUUAUGGUCAAAUUAUUGGUGGUGAUGAGUUGUGCUUGAGGUGUUAUGAGGUAAGUGAGUUCUUCACGGGGCAACCGUCUCUGUCAUCCUUCACCUGAACUCAUCGUUUCGUGAUUCAUGUCUUGCCACGUGAGGCUCUUUUCUCUUUCUUUCUUUCGAAGAUUUUCACUUCUUCUUUCUUAGCUUUCUGGGCAGCUGAGAAUUUUUCUGCUAAUGGGAGUUCGGGUUUGGUGAUCGACCGUUGUUUGGGGAGUAAGGGGUUUCGUGAGGUGGGGGGAAAUUGUGGAUGGAUCGACCGCCUGUGACGGUGGGGCCGCCGGGGAUGGACAUGCCUAUUAUGCAUGAUAGCGAUAGGUAUGAGCUAGUGAGGGAUAUUGGGUCGGGCAAUUUUGGGGUGGCGCGGCUCAUGAGGGAUCGCCAGACAAAUGAACUUGUUGCUGUUAAGUACAUCGAGCGGGGUGAGAAGAUCGAUGAAAAUGUGCAACGAGAAAUCAUCAACCACAGAUCUCUCAGGCAUCCCAAUAUUGUCAGAUUUAAAGAGGUAAUACUGACGCCAACCCAUUUGGCUAUUGUUAUGGAAUAUGCAUCUGGAGGAGAGCUUUUUGAACGAAUAUGCAAUGCAGGGAGAUUCAGUGAGGAUGAGGCGAGAUUUUUCUUCCAGCAACUCAUAUCAGGAGUCAGCUACUGUCAUGCCAUGCAAAUAUGCCAUCGUGACUUGAAGUUGGAGAAUACACUACUGGACGGAAGCCCAGCUCCUCGACUGAAGAUUUGUGAUUUUGGGUAUUCCAAGUCCUCAGUGCUUCAUUCACAACCAAAGUCAACAGUUGGCACCCCUGCAUAUAUUGCUCCAGAAGUGUUGCUUAAAAAGGAAUACGAUGGAAAGAUUGCAGACGUGUGGUCUUGUGGAGUAACUUUAUAUGUCAUGUUGGUUGGUGCAUAUCCUUUUGAGGACCCCGAGGAACCCAAAAACUUCAGGAAAACAAUACAGCGAAUCUUGAAUGUUCAAUACUCAAUCCCAGAUUACGUGCAUAUAUCUCCAGAAUGCCGGCACUUGAUUUCAAGGAUAUUUGUGGCGGACCCUGCAAAGAGAAUUACAAUCCCUGAAAUAAGGAACCAUGAAUGGUUUCUAAAGAACCUUCCUACAGAUCUCAUGGGAGAUAACAUGGAAAACAACCAGUUUGAAGAGCCCGAUCAACCCAUGCAGAGUGACGAAGAAAUUAUGCAAAUAAUAACGGAGGCUACUAUCCCACCUGCUGGAACAAACAGCCUGAAUCAGUAUCUCACUGGUAGCCUGGAUAUCGAUGAUGACAUGGAUGAAGAUUUGGAGAGCGAUCCUGACCUAGACCUUGAUAGCAGUGGAGAAAUCGUUUAUGCAAUGUGAUUACAAGUUAAUGCCUCUGUAUGAAAGAUGCUUCAUUUCCACUCCGCUGCGCUUCUUAACCCUGUCCAAAAGGAAAAAUUGGGAGAAUCAUUUGCCUAAUAGCAUUCUGUAAUCUGAUCUCCGAAUGAACUGCUUGUUGUACCAUGCCUACUUUUUUCUUCUCUCUUGCAAUCUCUUUGCUGCUGUAUGUUAGUACACUAUGCAAUUUGUUGACAUUGAAUUGUCCAUCUGUGCCUGCGAGAAAAGAAUGAUUUGCUUGAUGUUUUUUAA
Messenger RNA from Sesamum indicum (sesame), 1885 nucleotides. It is a transcript of the gene OST1, whose product is annotated as Protein kinase superfamily protein. The record is from RefSeq and is a predicted model, not a curated record. Gene Ontology annotation, molecular function: ATP binding; protein serine/threonine kinase activity. Gene Ontology annotation, biological process: protein phosphorylation. NCBI's taxonomy places the organism in Eukaryota, Viridiplantae, Streptophyta, Magnoliopsida, Lamiales, Pedaliaceae. Gene Ontology annotation, cellular component: nucleus.